Messenger RNA from Camellia sinensis, 1062 nucleotides. Lineage: Eukaryota; Viridiplantae; Streptophyta; Magnoliopsida; Ericales; Theaceae. The record is from RefSeq and is a predicted model, not a curated record.
AUGCAUACUGCUUUUGCCAUGAAAGAGUUGGGGAACAUUUCCUAUUUUUUGGGGGUCUCCAUUAAGGAUUAUGGUGAUUCUUAUUUUCUGUCUCAACAUAAGUACGCCUCUGAAAUUCUUCUUAAGGCUGGAAUGGCAAAUUGCAAGCCUUGCAAUUCCCCAAGUUCUGUUAAGCCUUCUCUCUCUUCAGAUUCUCAUAUUCCAUUUAGUCAACCUAAACUUUAUCGCAGUAUAGUUGGGUCACUCCAAUACCUUAUGAUCACCAGGCCUGAUUUGUCUCUUUCAGUUAAUCAAGCCUGUCAACAUAUGCAUGCUCCAACUGUUGGGCAUUUUGCUUCAAUCAAGAGAUUGCUUCGAUUUAUUCAAGGGACUUUAACUCAUGGUCUCACAUUCAAUCCUAGUUCUUUCGAUUUACAAGCCUUCUCUGACUUUAACUGGGCUGGUGAUGUUCUCGAUCGUCGCAGUACUUCUGGCUAUUGUGUGUAUCUUGGUUCGAAUCUUAUUUCUUGGUCAGCAAAAAAACAACCCACAGUGUCUCGUUCCUCCACAGAGGCAGAAUGCAGGUCUUUGGCGCAUACUGCUGCUAAACUCACCUGGUUGUCUCUGACUCUAACUGGGCUAGUGAUGUUCUCGAUCGUCGCAGUACUUCUGGCUAUUGUGUGUAUCUUGGUUCGAAUCUUAUUUCUUGGUCAGCAAAAAAAUAACCCACAGUGUCUCGUUCCUCCACAGAGGCAGAAUGCAGGUCUUUGGCGCAUACUGCUGCUAAACUCACCUGGUUGCAAAUGUUGCUUUGUGAGCUUCAGCUUCCUUCCUCAGUUGCUCCAAUUUUAUGGUAUUGUUGAUAUCUUUACCAAGCCUCUCUCUGUGUCUCGGUUCCAAUAUCUUCAAGCCAAGCUUCUGGUCUCUCCCGCUCCCAUCAGCUUGCAGGAGGGUGAUAAGACAACCACAGCAACAAUAGUAGCUCCAAGUUUAGCUUUAGCUUCAGAAUCAGUUGCAACUGCUCCAGCUCCAGCUGUACAUUCUCAAUCAGUUACAUCAAGAGCAUUGUAUAGUCAGUUAUAA